CUUGGUCUGAUCAUGGCCAUGGGCUUUUCUCCAGAGCAGGUGGCGUGUGUAUGUGAGGUUCUGCUCCAGAGUGGCAGCAUGGAUCGCUUGACCUCAUUUUUGUGCUCUUUGCCUCCCACAUCCUCCACUAUCUAUCUGGGGACGGCGCAGAGCCAGGAGAGCGUGCUGAAGGCGAGGGCCGCCGUCGCAUUCCACCACUGCCGUUUUGCAGAGCUUUAUGCCUUGUUGGAGGGGAACAUGUUCACUCCUCGCAGUCACCCUCUCCUACAGCAACUCUGGCUCCGGGCGCACUACAUGGAGGCUGAACUGCAAAGGGGCCGUCCUCUGGGGGCUGUAGGGAAAUAUCGGAUCCGUCGCAAAUUCCCACUGCCUCGUACUAUCUGGGAUGGAGAAGAGACCAGCUACUGCUUCAAGGAAAAGUCUCGCAGUGUGUUGAGAGAUUGGUACUGCAGAAAGCCAUACCCUUCACCACGAGAGAAACGAGAUUUGGCUGCAGCCACUGGUCUCACUGCUACACAAGUCAGCAACUGGUUCAAGAACCGCCGUCAGAGGGACAGAGCUGCAACUAGCCGUCAAGGGUCAUUCCUGUCUUCCAACAGAACAUCAGCAGGAGUGUUCUUGAGCUCUGAUGAGGAACUUUCUCCACCAGGCAGCCCCAGCACGCUGUAUUCCUGCUCUCUGUCUGCCCACCCGCCCCCUCUACGUCACCUGGGAACAGCACAAUACUAGGAUACAUUUAAUGCAUUGCAGGUUAAACUAUUAAAAGCAUUGGUUCAAUUUUCAAUCUUAAUAGAUAUGAAUACUAUUUAUACCACGGGUCUGUUGAAUGCUUUGUUUUAAUUGGUUGAGAAAUGUUCUAUGUGUGUUGAUUAUUUUUCUGUAAACCGCACACCUAACCUUUCAAACGUUUUAAAAAUAGGCACCAGAGCACUUUUUGUAAUAACCGUGGUAUAAGAGGAAAAAUUGACUCCGGUCCUUUGAAUUAUUUGAAAAUAAAUUUGGGUGUGCAUUAUUUUCUAAUAAUUCAACGGCCUGUUGUCAAUUAAUCCUUACUUAAAGUAAUAAAGCCUUGUAUUACUUAACUAGUGCUGAUGAUAAACCAUAAACCAAGUUUUUACAUGCGAGUAUAGUAAGUUGAGCUUAUUUUAACAGCCUGGUGUGACACGAGAAAUGUUUGAAUCCAGCUCCAGCCAUCUUAAUCCCACCUUAACCCCUUUCUGUAACUAUUUUUCCUGUCUGCUCAUAUCUGUACAAAAUAAAUGUUAUUUUUCAUAAUUGUUUCAAAGAAGUGCAUUCA
Molecule: messenger RNA, 1297 nt
Organism: Paramisgurnus dabryanus
Lineage: Eukaryota; Metazoa; Chordata; Actinopteri; Cypriniformes; Cobitidae
Gene: six9
Product: SIX homeobox 9
Biological process (GO): skeletal muscle fiber development; regulation of skeletal muscle cell proliferation; regulation of transcription by RNA polymerase II
Cellular component (GO): nucleus; transcription regulator complex
Molecular function (GO): DNA-binding transcription factor activity, RNA polymerase II-specific; RNA polymerase II cis-regulatory region sequence-specific DNA binding
Source: RefSeq, a predicted model, not a curated record